Messenger RNA from Pomacea canaliculata, 2007 nucleotides. Its product is annotated as endoglucanase E-4-like. The record is from RefSeq and is a predicted model, not a curated record. NCBI's taxonomy places the organism in Eukaryota, Metazoa, Mollusca, Gastropoda, Architaenioglossa, Ampullariidae. Gene Ontology annotation, biological process: carbohydrate metabolic process. The transcript has 12 exons. The coding region runs from base 153 to 1910 and encodes 585 amino acids. Gene Ontology annotation, molecular function: carbohydrate binding; hydrolase activity, hydrolyzing O-glycosyl compounds.
ACAGAAGGACGGCUUUGGUCUGGUUCCCGCAAUGAGACUGAGACUUGCAUUGUCCUCUGUCUUAUCUCAGCGAUUACACUCCAUCAGUACAAAUACCAGUCUGUGACAUCGUGUGGCAAGUUAUCUCCAAGCCAACGACCACGAAAGGUAUCAUGGACACGGCCACGGUCGUGGUGCUGGUGGCGACAGUCCUGCUGGGGACGGAGGCGGCUAACAUCACGGUGGACAUGCAGGUGAUGCAGCAGUGGGAUGACAACUGGGAGGGCAAGUUCUGCUUCACGCUCAAACAACCCAUUGUGGGCUUCCAGAUGGUCUUCACCUUCAGCCAGGGGGUCAAGAGCAUCCAGCAAUGGGUGGGCAACUGGCAGGGCAGUCCUGCCGACUGCAGCACCACGUGGACCAUGCUCAACCAGGACAGCCACGGCGUGCACGAGGCGGGCGAGUUCUGCGUGCGCAUGAUGGGACGCGUGUGUGGUACCCCCUCUCACCUCACUGGCCAUGGUGUACUGGUGGACCUGACAGACGACGGUCAGCACGUGUCGCCUGUCCCCGCCAUCGCAGGCGCCCAGCAGACGAAGUACAACUACGCCGAGGUGCUGCAGAAGUCCAUCCUCUUCUACGAGGCGCAGCGCUCAGGUAAACUACCUGCCAGCAACCGCAUCCCCUGGCGGGGGGACUCGGCUCUACAGGACCGGGGGGACAAGGGCGAGGACCUGACAGGCGGCUGGUAUGAUGCUGGUGACAACGUCAAGUUCAACUUCCCCAUGGCCUUCAGUACCACGGUGUUGUGCUGGAGUCUGCUGGAGUUUAAAGAUGCUUAUGACAAGGCGGGACAACUGGACUACAUGUAUGACUCUAUCCGCUGGCCCCUCGAGUACUUCAUCAAGUGUCACACCGGUCCUAACGAACUGUAUGUACAGGUGGGUACCGGCUCGUCUGACCACGGGUCGUGGACAAGCCCGGAGCGCAUGGACCAGAACAGGAAAGCCUACAAAGUGACAGCCGCGAGCCCCGGAAGUGACGUGGCAGGAGAAACAGCAGCAGCAAUGGCGUGUGGCGCCAUCGCAUUCCAGAGCAAAGACAAGACAUUCGCGGAGAAGCUGUUACAACACUCGGAGCAGCUUUUCGACUUCGCGCAGGCGCACCAGGGCUUCUACUCCAGUAGUGUUGCUGACGCCGCCGCCUUCUACAAGUCAAACAACUACUCGGACGAGGUCUCGUGGUCAGCGGGGUGGCUGUUCAAGGCCACAAAUCAAAACAAAUAUCUAGAGAUCGCCAAGAAGGGGUAUCUACCCGGCCCCGCCUGGGGUUUCUCUUGGGACGAGAAGCUGGCUGGCAACAUGCUGUUGAUGUACAGCUUCACCAACGGCGAGGCCCAGUAUCGCACGGACAUCGAGGACUCGAUGAAAGCCUGGUCCAAAGCCGGGGGGAUGGACUACACCCCCAAGUGUCUGGCCUUCCGCCUGCAGUGGGGGGCAUUGCGCUACUCGGCCAACAUGGCCUUCUUCGCGCUGGUGGCCGCCAAGUACGGGCUCCACGCCAGCGACUACCGCCAGUGGGCCAUGUGUCAGAUCCACUACGCCCUCGGCGACACGGGCAGAAGUUUCGUAGUUGGCUUCGGCGUCAACCCCCCGACACGUCCUCAUCACAGAGCCAGCUCGUGCCCCAUGCUACCAGCGCCGUGCGGGUGGGAGGCUCAGCAGAACCCCGGCCCCAACCCCCACGUGCUGUACGGAGCACUGGUCGGGGGGCCCGGGGGCAGCGACGACUACGUGGACGACCGCAAGGACUACGUGCACAACGAGGUGGCCUGCGACUACAACGCCGGCUUCCAGAGCGCUGUGGCCGGGCUCCUACAGCUGGCACUGGACCAUCAGCUACCCGAAGCCUCCCGAUGCGGGACUUGCUAACAGCUGCUGACCCCGCCGCCAGCGCCACCCUGCACGUGAUCUCAUUAUCACCGAUGAUUAGAUGAUUUCCUUAUUAAACUGAGGGUGGUCGCGCACA